Messenger RNA from Zootoca vivipara (common lizard), 11204 nucleotides. It is a transcript of the gene PELO, whose product is annotated as pelota mRNA surveillance and ribosome rescue factor. Gene Ontology annotation, biological process: ribosome disassembly; nonfunctional rRNA decay; nuclear-transcribed mRNA catabolic process, non-stop decay. Gene Ontology annotation, cellular component: cytoplasm. The record is from RefSeq and is a predicted model, not a curated record. Lineage: Eukaryota; Metazoa; Chordata; Lepidosauria; Squamata; Lacertidae.
ACAUCUUUCUCUUCUUUCCGAAGGCUUCGCAUCUGCCAAACUGGGAGAGGAAAGAAACUCUCCCUCUCCUUUUGGAUCCCCCCAGAAUUGAGCAAUUCAUCAUUCCCACUUCUUUCAGUCUGUCUGCUUUUCGGCCAAUUCCACACCCACCCCACCCCGGGUUUUAAGUCAACUUUACAACCAGCGAUUCAGUGAUUUUGGGUGACAGAAGCUCUAAACUAAACAGAAAGAUGCAAAGAAAGAGGAAAGUGGGGAAUUAGAAAUCAUAGAACUAGGCAAGCAAGGAAAGGGGUGACCGGGUUGAAAUGUACUGUUGUGCAAGCUUGAUUUUCACUUUUGCAAAGCAUUUUGGGCAGUGAAGCAAAAUGCGUUCCGUUAACUGCACAGGAGAUAAGGGAGCUGACUUACUCUUACUUAGCAUAACACUGCCAAUGAAACAUGUGGCGUUUCCAUUUCAGGAUUCCGUGUUCUCGAGGAUUUCUUAGAGCACCACAGACUGAGGGGAGUUCAGAUUUUCCUGACACAAACCAUUUUCUGUUUUGGGGUGGUGGAAUGGGAGGAAAUGGAAAUGGAAGUGGGGGUGGGAGAGGAAAUGAACACAAUUGCAAUUGCUCAAUGCUUUGUGGGUCUCGGAGGGAUGGUUUUGCUGAAGUAUGUGGGCGAAGCAGAAAAUAAAAUAAAUAGUGGGGAGGGGAGCAUCACAUUGACAAAGGCUAAGAGCAGCCAGGAAAUCUUAUAGAAAUCACCCCAAGGGGAAAUGAAAAUAUAAUUUUCUGUCGCUUGUGUCUUUUGUAAUGUUUGGCUCUAGUUUGUAACUCACUUUCGACAGGCUAGUUUUAUUGAUUUUUAAUGAGACAACUUUGGGAUGAGUGGUUUAAAUUUUCAACUUUUUGUCUUUGCUUUGGGGGUUGUUCUUUGGAAAUGUGCGCUGCAGUUGCAGCAAUGCCUGAUUAUAGUGAUCCCAGCUUACCGAGCAAUGGCAGCACAAGUCAUAUUAUUAUAACAUCUAAAAAUUAUAGCAUGGUACUAUUCUCCUUCCUAUACACAGUGGUGGUGAUGUUUAAGGAUGUUUUUCAUACACAUAAUGAACUGCUUUGUUAUACCGUUUCUGGAUUUCUUUUUCAACAAGCUCUGCAACACCUUCCAGCCACUAGUAGUUGAAUAAUUUACUGUUGAAUUUACUCUGAGCUCUCUGAGCUGAACAUCUAAAUACAAACGUAGGGCACUUGAUUGAAAGGAGGUAUUGGACUUGUACAUAUAGUCAGUGCAUAGAUUGUUGGUCAUUAGAUACCAUCCAAGUUCCUGAAAGAUAGCAGAGAGUAAACACAAGGUGGAAUAUUCCAUUAUUGCUUUAGGUGAUUGGUUAUUUUCAUCUUCAGGAUAGUAUCCAUUUAUGUCAUUGUUGAAGACAGGAUGGAGGUUAGAAUUUCUAAGAAGACAGGAUGGAGGUUAGAAUUUUUAAGAAGUGUGAACUUCAAAGAAGUGUGGGCUGCUGCACGUCAUACCCUUCUCAUCACUUGAUUUGUCAGUUCUUGAUGACUUGGAACAGGCACCCCCAAACUGUGGCCCUCCAGAUGUUUUGGCCUACAACUCCCAUGAUGCCUAGCUAACAGGACCAAUGGUCGGGGAAGAUGGUAAUUGUAGUCCAAAACAUCUGGAGGGCCAAAGUUUGGGGAUGCCUGACUUGGAAGCUGGAUGUCUGAACUGUUUACCAGAUAAUUUAACAUAAUGUGAAUACAGAAAUUUACUGAUGAACAAAAGUAUGAAUUGGCCUUCAGGUUAAUUUUUUGCUUUUUUGUUUUCUCUUGCCCCCAACUGAUACUUUGCCUGGCUUCAAUUUUUUACAUUCCUUACCUGUAGAACUGAAACUGAUCUAGCUUGGACAUACUGAGUAAGAUAUGGAUAUAAGGUAAAGGAAGUAUAGAGCAAGAUACCCUUGUUGAUCAUACUGAUAGAGAAAAAUCUGAUAAAAGCCAGCUCUUAUCAGACCAUCAGCUCAACAGCAACAUCACAGCCAUUGCCAACAUGUAACUGAACAAGAGUUGAAGCUAAAAUUACAGAUCUAAGAAUGCUUCAUAGCAAGCCGGUCAAAUAUGUCUAAGGGUUGAACUAUAGGCCUGAUAGGUCCACUGCCUUCCAAUUUUCCUUCCCCUUUUUGAAAACCGAACAGAAUAUAAAAGUUAAGGAUUUGCAGUAUAAUAUUGCAUACUUUCCAUGGUAGUUUCUGAACUGAUGCUAAGCAAAAUAUAAACAUGAACUUUAAAGAUUUUCAAAUGUGACUGAACAGGAAAGGGUACACAGCUGAUAUAAAUGAAACUUUUUUUCAUAAGGCCAAAUUCUGAUCCCAAAUACAGAAGCCCCAUUGUGUCUUUUAUUAGGCCAAAAUUAUAGUCCGGUAUAAAUCAGCUAUUUGGCAUUUUUGAGGAUUUGAUUUAAAGUUCUCCAAUUCUUUCUUUUUAAUGUAGGCUCAUCAACUUGGUAUCUUUCUCAGAAUAUUUAUUUCCCUUUUCCCUGUGCAUGUGAAGAACUGAGCUACAGGUGAAAAAAAUCUGUGUUUCUCUGUAUUGAAAUGGCAUAUUGUUGUGAGGUUGCAUGCCACCCCCAGAGCCGUCUUUUCCAUAGGGCAUAGUGGUGUGUCAUGCCAGGGCGCCAAGAUUUGUUUUAAGAAGUAUGGGUGGCUGAACUGCAGAAAAUGUUACAAAUUUCUACCGUACUGUUUCUCAACAAACUCCUUUCCUAUCUUAUUUGCUACUUAUCAAAUAUUUUCUAUUCCUAUACUGUAUAACAAAAGAAUAGUCUAAUAAUUUGUUGCUAUUUCUCCCUCCAGCAAUUGUUUCCAAGUUUGGGUAUCAAUUAAGAGAGUUAAUAUCAUGAUUCAUCUCCAUAAUAAUGGCAAUAGUAUUUCAUAUUAAACCUCAUUACUAUUAUUGUUUUGAAAACACGACCCACUACUUCUGCCUUAAAAAGCUGUUGUUGUUUUUAAGUAACCUAAAUGAUGAAAAUGGCUUUUGAAAUGGCUGACUUUACAGCUGUAAAAUAAUGCCAUCAAUUUAAAUAUUUGUCAGACUAGGAGUUAUAAUAAAAAGUGGUGAACCAAGGUCCUGUCAUAUGCUGCAGUGGAAUAGCUUCACUUUUUAUUACCUGUUUUUAAAAAGAAAAGAUGUUAAGGCACAUCAUUUUCUGUUCAAAUGUUCUUAGAACUGAAAAAACAAGGACUUGUAAUGAAACCAAUUACUAAUAUAUUUUGUGACUGUUGUUUUCAACUGAGUCCUCUUUUGCAUAGCUGGUUUUCCUAAUAAAUAAACCAAAGUUACUGCAAAAGUAUUUCCUAAUCGUUUUCUGAACAUUGCACAAGGGUCAACUGAACAUCUUCAACUGAAGACUGCAUAACCCACUUCUUAUUAAAAAACACACACAAUUUUCUGGGUUACAAAGUAGAUCAGAAACUUAAUUUAUUAUCUUGAACAGGAGAGCUAGUCCUGCAAAAAAGAAAAAAAUACUUAAUUGGUUAAAGUCUUUAUCACAGAUUGUUAAGAGUUAGAAUUAGAACUUGCUAAGAGUUAGAAUGAAGUCACUUGCAGACUACCUGUUUACUGGGCACUGAUCCUGAUUUGUUUGCACAAAGUUUGUGGGGAGGUUAUAUGAUGUCACAUCAACUACCUGUCUUCCCACACUUUCCGAUUUUUUCCCCAUCACAUUCAUUGCUGCAAAUGUCUGUUUUUAAUUUUUUUAAAUGGUCCAUUGUGCAAGAGCCCAAAUCUAUUUUAAAUGCACAACCUGAAUUUGUGGUUAUGCAUGGAAUCCCACAAGCAAAAGGCAAGUCAGGAAGCACACUGGGAUUCACAAAGAACUACAGUUCUUGCUUUCAGAGUAAUUUAUAUAGGCAAUUUGUAGCACAGGAUGGUUAAGAUUGGCUGUUUCUAUUGCCUUUAUAUGACAAGCAAGGCACUAUGAAGAAACAGUGACUCUGCCUCAGUGGUUCAGCAGGUUUCCCUUUUUAAAUACCAGUCUUUUAGCAUCCAGCGGCACUUGAGCCAGAGUAUUACAAGCUCCAUUUAAAUGUUUUGCUGUUCAGGGGCUGUUAAAGCAAGAGAUCAGGAGCUGGAAAUGUACAAUAGUUCCAAAAAAUGAAAUCGGGUUUAAGAACCAGCUAUGCCAGGAGACGUGCCGAACAGCUGAAAAACACCUUAUUGUAAUCAUCUUUAUUUGGGAAGCGGGGGAUCACAGCCCGCUUCUCCUGUUCAUAUUUGCACGCAAGCAAUUCUAACUGAAUAGGGCUUACUCCCAGGAAUGUAUGCAUUGCAGAAGCGAAGUCUUUCUGGAAAUUAUUAGGCAAGAAUAAACUCAACUGCAGGUAACGGGAUCUACUACUACUCGCCUUGUGGGCGAGGAAAAGUUUGCAGUGUCACGCAGCUCGAGCGCAUUUCCUAGAAGAGGCUAUUUACUGUACUGUUAAACUAUUAAAACCAGAAACUUGCGCGGUGGCGGGCAAACGACGCGCAUGCGCUGUGUAGCACAAACUCAGCGAGCCGCUCCCAACUCUGCUGCGACCGCGAUUCCCGGGCAGAGCCGGCCGGCAGCUCCGCGCAUGCGCCUCGGUCACCUUGCCAGCCGGCGACUUUCCGCUGCCCGGCGACGCGGGAAGCACAGCGCAGGCGCUCCUAACGCGGCAGGAGCGCAGUGACGCCAACGCGCAUGCUCGGAGGGAGGAGAGGAGGAAAAGCCGCCGACUCUUGGCCGGGCUCCUCCUAUCAGGACCCGGCGGGCACGCAGGCGCGUGGGGGAAGCGGCCGGAGCGCGGCUGUUGGGCCGCGGAUGCUGAAGGGAUGGGUCGCUGAGGGGAAUUUUCUCGCGCGCCGCAUCGGGAGGCCUCGCCCUCGGCAGCCCAGUCAUGAAUAGCUGACCCUCAUCCUUUGCACUCACUGAGAGGAACCAGGCCUCUGAGGCGGCGGCCUGGCGUGUUCCCCUCUUCCCGGGGCUUGAGCGGCGGGUGCGGCAGGGCCGCCCGCCUGCUCCCUGAGGCGCCGGCAGGAUGAAGCUGGUGCGGAAGGACAUCGAGAAGGACAACGCCGGGCAGGUGACGCUCAUCCCCGAGGAGGCCGAGGACAUGUGGCACGCCUACAACCUGCUGCAGGUCGGGGACAGCCUGCGGGCCUCCACCAUCCGCAAGGUGCAGACGGAGUCGGCCACGGGCAGCGUGGGCAGCAACCGGGUGCGCACCACCCUGACGCUGUGCGUGGAGACCAUCGACUUCGACUCCCAGGCGUGCCAGUUGCGCGUCAAAGGCACCAACAUCCAGGAGAAUGAGUACGUCAAGAUGGGCGCCUACCACACCAUCGAGCUGGAGCCCAACCGCCAGUUCACGCUGGCCAAGAAGCAGUGGGACAGCGUGGUUCUCGACAGGAUCGAGCAGGCCUGCGACCCGGCGUGGAGCGCCGACGUGGCGGCUGUGGUGAUGCAGGAAGGUCUGGCGCACGUCUGCCUGGUGACGCCCAGCAUGACCCUGACUCGGGCCAAGGUGGAGGUGAACAUCCCUCGGAAGCGGAAGGGCAGCUGCGCCCAGCACGACCGGGCGCUGGAGAGGUUCUACGAGCAGGUGGCGCAGGCCAUCCAGCGCCACAUCAACUUCGACGUGGUGAAGUGCGUGCUGGUAGCCAGCCCGGGCUUCGUGAGAGAGCAGUUCUGCGAUUACAUGUUCCAGCAGGCUGUGAAGACGGACAACAAGCUGUUGCUGGAGAACCGCUCCAAGUUUUUGCAGGUACACUCUUCCUCUGGACAUAAAUAUGCAUUAAAAGAAGCUCUGUGUGACCCAGCUGUGACUAGUCGACUUGCUGAUACUAAAGCAGCUGGUGAAGUCAAAGCCUUAGAUGAUUUCUACAAGAUGCUACAACAUGAGCCUGACCGGGCUUUCUAUGGUCUCAAGCAUGUGGAAACAGCCAAUGAAGCCAUGGCUAUUGAUACCUUAUUGAUCAGUGAUGAACUUUUUAGGCAUCAGGAUGUGGCUGCGCGCAGUCGUUAUGUCCGGCUAGUUGAUAGUGUGCGUGACAACAUGGGCACUGUUCGCAUCUUCUCCAGUCUUCAUGUGUCUGGGGAACAGCUUGGACAACUAACAGGUGUGGCUGCCAUUCUGCGUUUUCCUGUUGCUGAGGUCUCUGAUCAGGAAGAAGAUUCCAGUUCUGAAGAAGAUUGAUGAUGGUGUACUCAUUCACCCUUCUCAUGUAAUGACUGCUUCAGCAGGGGAGGGGGUGUCUUUGUCCCAAAUAUUAUAUGCUUCUGUACCAUGCCUUACCAAAAGGAAAAAAAACAAUGGGAACCCUAUUUUUUUAAGUGACUGGUAAGGUGAGCAUUUAGUGUGCUGCUCUAGAAUAUUGCAUAUUUAUACAUUUUCCUUGUGUGAGUGGUAAUGAUUAUGAUAGUUCUCUCUUAGCAAAACUGGACUGACGUAUCUAAUUGGAAAACAUUGCUGGUGCUUUGUGGAACAUGUGGAAAACUAAUAAACUGAAACCAUGAAAGAAGAUAAUGCUUUGCUUAAGUAUUUUCUGUGUUUUGCACACACACACACACACACACACACACACACACACACACAAAAGUUUCUCCCCCCUCCCCCCUGUUAUCAUGGAACUUGUUUUAAUGCUAGGAUGUUAUAACUGAUUAUUGUUGAAGUGUUUAUUAAGUUGAGAUGGUGUGACAUAUUGUAAGUGUAAUUGUGUUUUAGUCGUUAUUUGUGUGGCUGAAAGAUUGUGGCUGAUUUUGCACAAUCCUUUCAACUUACUACUCAGAUGGGCACAAGCUACAAGCACCCACAUGUAGCUGAUUUAUUCCUUUCUUCACAUGAGUGGCAAAACAAAGGUUAAUGGCUUCCAAACAAACCAGUAUACAAAGCCACAAUUUAAAAUUGUUUGGAAGCCAUUAAUUAUAGGUUCAAAUAACAGGAAGGUAUGGGUAACUGGAUUCCAGUUUUGUUUCCUAACUUACAUGAACAGAGAAAUGAAAUGGGAGCAAAGGGGCUGGAUAUGGGUGCAUGAUGCUUGAGUAUAUAUUGUUUAUUAAGCUGUGAUUUGAUCAUGCCAACACGGCCAUUGAUUUACUCUGUUGUUGAAUUAAGAAUUUUAGUUGCAACAAAUAGCCAUUUAAAAAAAUUAAAAGCAAAAAUAAUAUUUGAUUUAUUAAAAAAAGGAUCUUAAGCAGAACUCCAUGGACAUUGUUAAUGUGUAAGGUAGGUCAUGUGUGGCCUACCCAUAUUUUAUUAAAUAUUGUUAUUGCUGGAUUAAUCAUAACUGGCACAUUUCUCAUGGCCACUUAGAUCAUAAAAAGCAGUUUUCAUAGAAUAGUAUAAUCACUAAAAAGCUAAAACAUGUUUUAAUAAAAUGUUGGCAACAAACUUAUUUUGUAAGGAUUUUACUAGUCUUGCUCAUGUGUCCUAUUAGUUUAUUUUAUUAGGAAGUAAGCACAGAUUCAAUAAGUGAACAGCUAAACAAAAUCAGUGAAAGAAUGAGCUGGGAGGUGGUUGGAUUGGGGGAACCAAGUCUUUGUUCCCAGUGUGCAGUCUACUGAUCUAAGCCCUCGUUUCUAGGCACCUUUCUCUAAAGAUAAGUUCCAUUGAAAUCUGUGGGCUUACUUGCAAGUCUUUUUCUUUCUUUUUUUUGCAAGUCAACAUAUAUAAGAUUGGGCUGUUAUUCAGGAAUAUUUUCUCCUUGUGGGCUUGGAUUCUGCAAUCCCAAAAUUUAUUAUUAUGUGUGUGUCUAAUCUUCUGGAUUUGGGAUUAUAGUCUCUUUACUUUCCUUCCCUUAUUUAUUGCACUUGACCACCUUGCCUUUAAGGAGCUCAAGACGGUGUCUCAUAAUUUCCCCCCGCUCCUCCCAACAUUUAUAUUCCUUUUAUAGCUGUGUGAUACAGUGUCCACCAUCUUCAUGCCUUCCAUCAUCCUUGACUAUUGACCAUCCUUGUUGGACCUGAUAGGAGUUUUGGUCCAAAACAUUUGGAGGGCCACAGGUUGGUGAAGGCUGGUACAUAGGUCAAAAGACUGGUGAAUAUUCAGCUAACUUAAUUGCAGAAAAGCUUUCUUCACUGGCGUAUACUGUUAUUUGCACUUCUCACUGCUAAUAUGUUAAAGUGAUAAAUGUACUAAAUCAAGGCUUUGUAUUUUUUUUCCAAGCUGAGAAAACUGGAAGACUUUUUUUGUGGGGGGCAAUAGAGCUCAAGAAAAUGGAACUCAAUUAACUGUAUACCAAGGCCAGUAUGACCUAGUGCCUUUUACCAGUUGCUUGACACCACAGGAGGGAAGAGUGCUCUUUUCUCUUUUGCUCAGUUUCUGCCUGCAGGUUUCCCACAGUUCAGUAACUGUGAAAAUAGAGGAGGCUAGACUACAUAGGCCACUGGGUUUAUGCAACAGACUUUUACGUUGAGAUGAAUUAGAAUUAAGGUGCCCUGAGUUUGAAUUCCCAUUAUUUGCUGAAUUUGAACAAAGCCCAGUGUUGGAUCUGAACAACACUUAAUUAUGAAGUCUGAGUCAUCUGCAGGAUUCUUAGCUCUGUUUUCCUCCAGUAGACAGUUGUCUACUUUUUUACAAACAGCAUUCUAAUUCUUUUGUAUAGUUUACUGGAAAUUCUCCAGAAUCUUAGUUUAUUAUUCUGCAAAUGUUAAAGAUUAAGGCAGAGAAGCUCAAACAAAAGUUCUUUUAUGGUCUGUCGGGGGGGGGGGGGAGAGAACUGGCAGAUUUGAAUUCUGAGCUGGAAAACUGAAAGAUUUACACUGUAUAAGGUUUUAUCUGAAAUACUGGUGUUUAGUCACAAAUGAAAUUAAUUGCUACAUGAAUUUCAGUUGCAGCAUUUUGAGAGUGGGUUAUAAGAGCUCUGAAAAAUGCACAUACAGUACUCUGUAUGUGAUGCACAUUUUGCUGGAGAAAGCUGGGAUUGGAGUAAUAUAUGACAACCCAGAAAUGCUUGGUGUUGCACUAAGCAUGUUGCAUGUUGAGCAUACCAUUCCCCACCCCCCACCCAGGGAACUGCAGUGUGCUCUGAAGUUGAUUGUAUCAGUGGUGCAGUUAAAGACUGGAGGAAGCCAAAGAAAGAAUUAAUGGUUUCAGUGUUUAGGAGAUGCCUGGAUGCCACGUGUAACAAUGGAGGAGUAGAUUUAGUGUACAAGAGAAGGCCAGAGCUCAGUACUACAAUAUCUACUCCACACGCACAAAGUCCCAGGUUCAAUCCGUAGCAUUUCCAGGUAAGGCUAGGAAUGCCCUGUUUGCAACUGAGUAGUUGCAUCAAGCUAGUGCAAACAACACUGUUAGAUGGACCAAUUCAUUACUGUUGCUAAAAAAUAAAAAUCCUGCAAAUGUCCCUGGGUGGACACACUGUUGCCCCGCUGACAAUUGCAGACAGCCCUAUCUUUUAUCCCUGGGAACAAUAGUUUUUCAGUAUGAAGCAGGAAAUUGCCUACCCAGGCAUGGAUAUAGGUUCCUCCCCCUUUUUAAUAUCAUUGUCUUUGCUUCUCCCUUCAGGUUGCUCAAGUCCAUUGCCUCCUUUUGACAGUUCUUCCCCCUGUGGUGUCUCAACAUCUCAUGCUAUUAAGUUCUUAUGCAGCUGUUUUGGGAGUGCUAACCCAAAGGGAUUUCUUCCAAUAUAUAUGUGUGUGUAUUUCUGAACACCUUGAGAAUACCCCAAAUUUGCUGAUGCUUCCCUCUUGUUUUGGCUACAUAAACAUUGGUGCUUGAGGAAAAUUAGUUGGCAAUAAUAUAUAGGUAACAACAAGAGACUUCACUUUUUCAGUGGUUUUUUCUUUCUAAUGACAAUAGUUUUCUUUGCAUACAGGUUUUUGAAUAACGUCUACAGCCUUCUCGCAGGCUGCCACCUGAAAGUAUUUUGUUAGAGAAUAAAUAACGCUGCAGUGUGAUUCAUUUUCCUUUAUUUAUUGGUCAAAAGAGCAGAGCCAGCAAAAUGUCUCUUCCUCUCUCCUUUACUGAUAAUAACUUUUUAAACUACUUUUUUGCUGUUUUCUGGGGAUCAUAAGAGCACUAAUGGAAACAACGAGAUUUUUACAAGCAAUAAUUCGGUUCUUGUUAUCGACUUCAACUACUGUAAAAGGCACUGAAAAGCUUGAUCAUGGCCUCAUAAAAUGCAUUGUGAAUCCUAGCACCACUUAAUUAUCAACAACUUUUUAUGAGAUGCACUCUUCUUCAGAGAACGUAUAACCCACAAGAAACCCCUUCAUUACAAGGCCCAGUAAAAGGAGAGGGAGGAGCAAAAUAAACGUGACCAUACUCUUUUUGCAUCUUAAUUUUAUUUUGGCUUACAUAGGACUGGACCCUUUGGCCCUUAGCCUUUACUUGGAGAUUCUGUAGUCCUCUAGAAGUUUCGCACUACAAACCCAGUCAGCAAGGCUAUCAUUUGAAGAUUGUAAGAGUUGCCGUCUGAAACAUCUGGAGGGCACCAGGUUGAGGAAGGUAGCCACUGAAGAACAGAGUCUGUUGUUUAGAUAAAUCACCAUGUUAGGCAGUGUGGUCAUACUUUGUUCCACUUGAAUCAGUCCUUGGAAACCUAUGAUGCUGAGCUUCUCCCACCAACCCCCCCCCCCCACCUUAUGCUGUUUUCCCAAAGCUGGGUAAAUGAAGUGCUGGGCUUUGGGAAAGGGAUAUAAGGGCUCUGACAGGGUCCUAGAGUCCUUCAUCCUACUUUCCAAAGCCUAGUUAGUGCUUCCCCAGCUUUGAGAAGGAGGUAGAAAAGUUCUAGGACUCAGACAUGAGUCUCACGCCUCCCCAAAACCGAGUGCUUCACUUAGCCACCUUUGGAAAGACAGCAUGAAGUUUGGUGUGGACAUCAAAUUUUGGACUCGCUUCCCUCCUUCUGACGUGACAAGGCAGUGUGCAGCCCACAGGUUCCAUGUCGAAAUACUCUUGCGGUCCACUUGGUAUGAAAUGUUGGACUGCCCUGGUCUAGCCACUCGAUAAAACUGGCCAUAGGCUGUCACAAAGGCGGAGUAAUCACAUUUGCACAUACACUGAACAUACCAUGUUUCAUCUAGUUCCAUAUCCUGCUCUGAAAGUGGCCAGCUGUGACUACGAUGACUAUGGGAAGCUGCCAAGCAGGACAUGAGCACAACAGCCCCCUCUCUACUUGUAAUUCCCAGGAACUGGUGUUCAGGCAUUGACCUCAACAGUGGAGUCACGGUGAUUCAUAUUCUUUCCCCCUACAUUUUUCUUUUCUUUU